CCGGUAACAGUUCGCCGGAUUUUUCAGUCGUUUGCUAUCAGUCGUUUGGUGUAGUCGCACUGCUCCUCUCCAGCAAGAUCGCCAGCCACAGAAAGUUUGUUUGAACCAAAACAAAAAGAAAAAUAAAUUCAAUUUUGAAUUUCAACAAUUUUGCCGAUAAAGCUUUAUCUCUUGAAUUUCUCUCUCAACUUUAUCGCCCAAUAAGAGAACUUUUAUCAUCAUCAUGAACACCGACGAAGUCCUGGAAAUCAAGAGAACGUGGGACAUCCCCGCAGCCAAUCCCACGGAAUCUGGAUCAGCCAUCUUAAUGUUAUUCUUUAAAAGAUAUCCGUCCAAUUUACAAAAGUUCUCAGCGUUUAAGGAUCUGCCACUAGAUGAAUUAAGUACCAAUGCCCGCUUCAGAGCCCAUGCUAGUCGAAUUAUCAAGGUCUUCGAUGAGUCGAUACAAAUGUUGGGACACGAUUGGGCGGGGCCUAAAUUGGAGGAGACCUGGUCGAAAAUUGCCACAUCGCAUUUCAAUCGGCAAAUCGAGAAGAAGUCAUUUAAUGAAUUGAAGGAAGUCAUCCUUGAAGUUCUGACGGCGGCCUGUAAUUUAAAUGAGAAACAAAUUCAAGCCUGGACAAAACUAAUGGACACCGUCUAUAGCAUCAUCUUCAACAGUUUGGAUAAAUUGGAGAAGGGCGAACAAUAAAACUUAAGGAACAGAUGGAAUUGAAACACAAAACCAAUUUAUUGGGUGUUGGGAGAAAAAGGAAUACAAAAUUUCAAAAUUUGUUAAAAGUAAAAUAAGAAACUAAUUGUCAUUUAAAAAAAAAAAAUCGAUGGAAAAAUAUUUCCAAAAAAUUAAAACGACACCCCUGUACCGGGGUGUAACUAAGUAGCUAGCUUUGAUAUCCAGUCAUUGUUUUUUUUUUUGGUAAAAGCUUUUCCUUUUCUCCCUUCCUAAUCUUUGGUACAAUAAACAAAAGCUUUAUGGAAAAUAAAAAAAAAAAAACGGAAAUAUAUUGGUGUUGGGUAUAUAUUUUUUGUUAAAUGUCAGAUUUUAUUGGGUAUAGCAGAGCAAAAAAAUGGAUGUUAGAAGAUUUUUGAGAUUGAGAAAUAACAAAACACUUAAUUUUAACUAUAGAUGACCUUUUAAUAGAAAAGAAACCUUUAGCCCACCUUUGUGAAAUGAAAAAAUAACAACAAAAACCAUUUAGAUUUAAUAUUGCAAUAAAAUGAAAUGAAGAGGGAUUUUGAGAUAAUCUAACAGUGGCUCCAAAAGAAUUUUAUUAAAAAAAUUAAAAUAAAAAAAAUAAAUAAAA
Musca domestica (house fly) is the source of this 1304-nucleotide messenger RNA. It is a transcript of the gene glob1, whose product is annotated as globin CTT-VI. The transcript has 4 exons. Gene Ontology annotation, molecular function: oxygen binding; heme binding. Lineage: Eukaryota; Metazoa; Arthropoda; Insecta; Diptera; Muscidae. The record is from RefSeq and is a predicted model, not a curated record. The coding region runs from base 224 to 691 and encodes 155 amino acids.